AUGUAUCAAAAUUCGGUUAAGGGAUCCGAAAAAUUAAACAAACCAACCAAUGAUGGAAAAGAAGACGAAGGCAGAGAGGUAACAGAUAAAGAACCAACUUAUGUACCUCUUCCACCAUACAAACCAUCUAUACCCUAUCCUCAAAGACUUGUUAAAUCCAAAAAUGAAGGACAAUUCAAGAAAUUCGUGGAACUUCUGAAGCAGCUUAACAUAACCAUACCAUUCACAAAAGCCAUUACUCAAAUGCAUUCAUAUGCUAAAUUCCUUAAAGAUAUUAUAUCAAACAAGAAAAAACUUGAGGACGAUGAAACCGUUAUGGUUAUUGCAGAAUGCAGCGCUAUUAUUCAAAACAACAUGCCUCAUAAACUGAAAGACCCUAGUAGUUUUUCCAUACCACGUGUAAUCGGAAAGUUUAUCAUAGACAAAGCUAUAUGCAAUUUAGGAGCCAGUGUUAGUUUAAUUCCCUUAUCCACAUGCAAAAAACUCAAUUUGGGAGAAUUAAGACCAACAAAGAUGUCUCUACAACUAGCUGACCAUUCCGUUAAAUUUCCCGUAGGUAUGCUAGAGAACGUUCCCGUUUGUAUAGGACAAUUCUAUAUUCCUAAUGAAUUUGUGAUAAUGGAUAUAAAGGAGGAUUCCCACAUCCCUAUUGUUUUAGCAAGACCCUUUUUAGCCACAGCCGGAGCCAUAUAG
This is a messenger RNA of Lathyrus oleraceus (garden pea), 693 nucleotides long. RefSeq lists its product as uncharacterized. The transcript has a single exon. NCBI's taxonomy places the organism in Eukaryota, Viridiplantae, Streptophyta, Magnoliopsida, Fabales, Fabaceae. Bases 1 to 693 code for a protein of 230 amino acids. The record is from RefSeq and is a predicted model, not a curated record.